AUGGAGGAGAUGAGGAAAGCGUUAGAAGCGCACAGUAAGGCAAUGAGGAAAGAGUUUAGAGAGAUGAAAGAACAAAUAAGGAAAGAUAUGGAGGAUGCUAAUAAUAAACAAAUCAAGGAAUUAGAAAAAUGGAAAAACGAGCAACAGCGAGAAGUAGAGAAAUGGAAAAAUGAGCAGAAGCAAAGAAUAGAGGAAUGGAGGAAAGAAGAAAGAAAACUGGUGCAGGAUGUGCAGAGAGAGAACAGAGAUUUGAGAGAGAGAGUAAAAGAAUUGGAAAAGUAUAAAUUGGAGCAAGAAAAAAAAGAGAGAAGAUGUAAUAUAGUAAUAAAAGGCGCGGAAGUAGAAAAUAAACCAGUGAGACAGGCAGUAAAAGAAGUGUUAGAGAAGAUCGGGGAAGAGAAGAAUGUGAAUGUAAUAGAUGCGUUUAAGAUACGGAACGAGAUAAUUGUAGCGAAAAUAAGUAGUACAGAGGAAAAAUCAGUGAUUAUGAGAAAUAGAGCGAAGCUGAGAGGAACGAAUGUGUAUAUUGAUGAUGACCUAACGAAAUAUGAAAGAGAGAGACAGAGUAGAUUGAGAGUGUGGGCGAAUGAUAGGAGAAAAGAUGGAAUGAAUGCGAGAGUGAAAUAUGGAAAAGUGGUGAUGAAUGGAAAAGAGUAUGUAUGGGAUGAUUGUGAAAAAAGAAUGAGAGAGAAGGGUUUUCAAGAAGUGCUCACAGUGUAA
Cyphomyrmex costatus is the source of this 720-nucleotide messenger RNA. RefSeq names its product golgin subfamily A member 6-like protein 6. NCBI's taxonomy places the organism in Eukaryota, Metazoa, Arthropoda, Insecta, Hymenoptera, Formicidae. The coding region runs from base 1 to 720 and encodes 239 amino acids. The record is from RefSeq and is a predicted model, not a curated record. The transcript has a single exon.